Messenger RNA from Scleropages formosus (Asian bonytongue), 1212 nucleotides. RefSeq names its product opsin-5-like. Gene Ontology annotation, molecular function: G protein-coupled receptor activity. The transcript is spliced from 5 exons. Gene Ontology annotation, biological process: G protein-coupled receptor signaling pathway. Gene Ontology annotation, cellular component: membrane. The record is from RefSeq and is a predicted model, not a curated record. Bases 1 to 1212 code for a protein of 403 amino acids. NCBI's taxonomy places the organism in Eukaryota, Metazoa, Chordata, Actinopteri, Osteoglossiformes, Osteoglossidae.
AUGGGAAACGAAUCGGAAGGAGCCUUUUUUUCCUCCAUCUCAGCAGAGUAUGAUUUCCUCAUGGGAACAUUUUAUGCCAUCUUUUGUGUGCUGUCCCUGCUGGGAAAUGGGCUACUGCUGUCUGUAGCCUACCGUAAGAGGUCGUCCCUGAAGCCGGCAGAGUUCUUCAUCAUUAACCUGUCCAUCAGCGACUUGUGCAUGACGGUCACCCUCUUCCCCCUGGCCACGCCCUCCGCGUUCGCCCACAAGUGGCUGUUCAAUGAGGUCACCUGCCAGUGCUACGCUUUCUGCGGGGUCCUGUUCGGUCUCUGCAGCCUCACUAACCUCACCAUCCUCUCGUCCGUCUGCUGUCUGAAAGUCUGCUUCCCGAACUACGGUAACAAGUUCUCGUCGUCUCACGCCUGCCUUCUGGUUCUGGCUUCCUGGUGCUACGCCUUCAUCUUCGCCGUGGGCCCUCUGGCCCAGUGGGGGCGCUACGGAGCGGAGCCGUACGGCACGGCCUGCUGCAUCAACUGGUACGCACCCGCAGUCGACGCAUCCGCCAUGACCUACAUCGUUUCGCUCUUCCUCUUCUGCUACAUAGUGCCCUGCACGGUCAUCUUCGUGUCCUACGCCUUCAUCCUGCUCACCGUGAGGGGUUCGCGGCUCGCUGUUCAGCAGCACGUGUCCCCUCAGACCAAGACCGCCAACGCCCAUGCGCUCAUUGUCAAGCUAUCUGUGGCCGUGUGCAUCGGCUUCCUGACGGCCUGGAGCCCCUACGCCGUGGUGGCCAUGUGGGCAGCGUUCAGCGCCCCGGGGCAGGUGCCCUCCAUUUCCUUCGCCUUGGCCGCAAUCUUCGCAAAGUCCUCCACCACCUACAACCCCAUCGUCUACCUGCUGUUCAAGCCCAACUUCCGCAAGUCGCUGUGUCGCGACACUGCGCACUUCCGCAGGCACCUGUGCCCCGGCAUCGUCUGCGGGAACGGCUCCGGGGCCUGCCGCUCCCCCAAAGAGCCCGGCCGGACCUCCCAGCGUAACCACGGCGACGUGAGUCACUCCACCCGUUUGUCCAACGGCCUGCCUGACAACCACGGGGCUUGUCAGCAUUGUGCAGAGGGCAGGGCUCGCUGCUUGGCCCCGUCCAAGAGGAUAGCUCGUGUCAUGGUGAGCUCCGCCCACGGCGAGGUCCCCGUCAGUCAGCUUUCCGACGGACUGCAGACCGACUUCCUGUAG